GGUGUCAAUGAUCUGUCGCAUUACUCCAAGCCCUGACUGGUUUAUAGGCGUUGACAGUUUCGACCUAUGCCGUGCAAACAAGUGGGUGGACUCAGUCACCCUUGACCUACAGCCAACCGAUGGCGGCACUGACAACGGCUACACAUUUACUUCUCCAAAAUGGGCCACUGACCCAAGGUCAAACAUUACUCCUAUCCGUUCCCGUUACCCUGACCAUCCCGCUAGCUCCUUCUUCUAUCCGGAGCUGGAAAAGCUGCCUCGGAUUGCUUGGGUUAGUUUCCUGAAGCUGAAAGAAUUCUUUCUUUCUAAACAGUUCACUAAAAAUAUAAAAACCGAAAGUAGGAUCGAAGAUGAGAGUAUUUCCACGAGUACUCGAUCAACUAUUAAGAGCAGUUCCAUUAAUGAGCUAAAGAAAUACUCUUUGAAGCAAAAUCCGAAGUUGAAAAAAGAUAUAAGGAAAGGUCUAUAUCCAGAGCUUGGUGCCUUUCGUUCUAAAGGUGAAACAACAACAAAAGGGAAAGUCCGAAGGACUCCAAAACAUCUGAAGAAUCGUCCGAGAUCGUGUCGAGUGAGCGAAUGGUCAGAUUGGAGCACUUGCAGUAAAAGCUGUGAAAUUGGCGAGAAAACAAGGAAGAGGAAAGUAAUUCACUUUGCGUCAAGAAGUGGGCGUCCUUGUCCGCCCCUUGAAGAAACUACGUGGUGUCGAGUGUCUGAAAACUGUCCAAAUGAAACAGCAUUUUUUUCAUGGCGGUGAAUAAAAGAUGCUUUUCUAAAA
Messenger RNA from Stegodyphus dumicola, 775 nucleotides. It is a transcript of the gene mspo, whose product is annotated as M-spondin. Lineage: Eukaryota; Metazoa; Arthropoda; Arachnida; Araneae; Eresidae. The record is from RefSeq and is a predicted model, not a curated record.